Molecule: messenger RNA, 13273 nt
Organism: Lampris incognitus (smalleye Pacific opah)
Lineage: Eukaryota; Metazoa; Chordata; Actinopteri; Lampriformes; Lampridae
Gene: vps13d
Product: vacuolar protein sorting 13 homolog D
Exons: 70
Coding region: 100-13269 (4389 amino acids)
Biological process (GO): protein retention in Golgi apparatus; protein targeting to vacuole; mitochondrion organization
Cellular component (GO): extrinsic component of membrane
Molecular function (GO): protein binding
Source: RefSeq, a predicted model, not a curated record
UCCCCCUGCCUUUCGACAUUGCACCCCCCCUGUGGAGGCUCAAACUUUGUGGCGACACAUUGUUAGCUUCUAGCCUCCACCCACAUCCCCUCUGUCAGGAUGUUGGAGGGACUUGUUGCCUGGGUACUGAAUACAUACCUGGGUAAAUAUGUCAGCAACCUAAAUACAGAUCAGCUCUCCAUUGCCCUUCUUAAAGGUGCGGUGGAGCUAGAGAAUCUACCUCUGAGGAAGGAUGCUCUCAGAGAGUUUGACCUUCCCUUUGAAGUCAAAGCAGGCUUCAUUGGAAAGAUCACUCUCCAGAUCCCUUUCUACCGGCCUCACAGUGACCCCUGGGUCAUCUCCAUGUCCCAGCUUAACCUGAUCAUUGGCCCUGCCCGGCCCCAGGAAUACGACGAACAGAAGGAGAAAGAGGAGGCGAGAGAGCGCAAAAAACAGCUCCUGAAGGCCCUUGAGGAAAAAUGGAAAAGCGAAUGUGAACAAAGAGGAGAGUCAUACUGGUAUUCUGUCACUGCCUCAGUGGUCACCAGGAUAGUUGAGAACAUUGAGCUGAAAAUCCAAGGUGUGCACUUGAGAUUUGAGGAUGACUUCUCCAACCCCGAGAAGCCGUUUUCCUUCGGAGUUUGCAUCAACAAUGUGUCCGCUCAGAACUCAUCCAAAGAACCGGUUCAGAAGCUCCUCAGACAGAAGCAGCUGGAGAUUGAGGACUUCAGCGUUUACUGGGACACAGAGUGUGACAUGCUGGGAAACCUCCCUGCAAACCAGAUCCAGGAGGCCAUGAUCAAGUGUAUGCAGAGCCGCGAGCAUCAGUACAUCUUCGAACCUGUGUAUGCCUCCGUGUUACUGAGAAGAAAUGCCUGUAAGGAGCCACUGCGGUCUCGGCACACCCCCCGGAUUGAGGGGCAAGUUCAGCUGGAGCCCAUGUCCUUACGCAUGUCACAGAUCCAGUACCAACAGAUCAUGGCUUUCCUGAAAGAGCUUGACCGCAGGGAGAGAGAAAUGCUCUACCGAAAAUGGAGGCCAAAAAUCUCAGUUACUGGGAACUGCCGCCAGUGGUGGCUGUUUGCCAUUCAGGCGAACCUGAGUUCAAUCCGAGAGCAGCGAUGUAGAAGCAGCUGGGAGUUUGCUCUAAAGCGGGCACAGGACACUAAGCUCUAUACCAACAUCUACUUCCAAAAACUCAAGGGAGUGCCCCUCAGUCAGUCUGAACAGUGCGAGCUGGAGAGAGUAGAAGACGAACAGACUUUGGAAGAGCUACAGAGUCUGAGGGAAAUCGUCUUUGACCGCUUCAGAAAGCAGGAAGAGGUAGCAGAGAGUCUGCGAGAGCCCAUAGGUGAACCGCCACCCUGUUCACCUACCAGCUCCAUUCCUAAAAGUGGGAGUUCUGGGAUGAUCCAGUAUCUGCAGUCUUGGUUCCCUGGCUGGGGGGGCUGGUAUGGAGACACUGAGGACCUAGACAGAAACCCUGAAGAGCUUCUACCUGGUCCAGCCACCUGGGAUAUUCUGGAGACGGAGGACUUGUUUGACCCUCUGGAAGACUCUCAGACUCUAAACACAUUCACCAGAAGAGACUUCCUGUUUGCCCGGAUGGAGUUCUUCCUGGAGAAAGGUGGUGUAACUCUGUUCCAUCAAGACAAGAAAGAGGAUUCCCUGAAUGAAAGUGGGGUCAUCCAGCUGGAAUUUACAGGGGUGAAGGUGAUAGUGGAGUCUCUGCCUCGCUCAGAAUCCUCCAUGCUGUCUGUUAAGCUAGGGGGGUUGUUCCUGAGAGACUUGACUACUCAGGGCUCCAUCUUCCCUGUCCUGGUCUCCCCUAAAACGGACGAGGUUGUUGCCAUUAACCAGCCAUUUGCACAAUGCAGCACUGGCUCAGGAUCUCAUUUGGAGUCUUCAGCACCACCUGUUUUUGAGAUGAUCUAUGAGCGUAACCCUAUGAGAUGUAAAUUUGAAAGGAAUCUGGAAGUGAAUACUAGUCCACUAAACAUCAUCUACAACCCUCAAGCAAUAAAGAAAGUCACUGAAUUUUUCUAUAAAGGAAAGGUCCACACUUCAGGUUUUGGAUACCAGUCAGAGUUGGAGCUGAGAGUGGCAGAGGCUGCCAGGAGGCAGUAUAACAAACUGAAGAUGCAGACCAAGACCGAGAUUAGACAAACAAUUGAUCAGCUGCUCGUUGGAGAGUUCAUUGAGAACAGUAAGCGGUGGAACUUGAAACUGGACAUUUGUGCACCCCAAGUGAUUUUUCCAGAUGACUUCCAAUCAGAGGACCCUAUGUUAGUGGUAGUCGAUUUGGGUAGGAUUCUCCUUACAAACUCACAAGAUGAUACAAAGGCUAGUUCAAAAGAUACUCAACCUGAGGGGGAAGAAGCAAGUGAUGACGAGUACCAGACACCACUUGCCACUCCUCCAGAGUCUCCACCUCCUGAACUAGACAUGCCUGUGAAAGAAUCUCUUAAGAGCUCUGAAAUGCCCAGCCUUACAUCUCCUGGAAGUACCCAGGCUUAUAGUAGAAAACUGUAUGAGAAGUAUUCCCUGUCCUUCAAUGACCUGCAGAUUAUGGUUGGUCAUUUUAAAGACAACUGGAAACAUCUUCAGCAGAGUGAGGUAGGGCCGACCCACGUCGUGGAGAAAUUUAAUGUGCUUCUUCAGCUGGAGCAGAGACUACGCUAUACAUCAGAUCCUCAGCUACCGGGGGCUGUGCUGUCAGGAACCCUACCAGACCUCAAAGUUCACAUCAACCUGGAGAAAAUGACUGCCAUCAGGAGCUGUUUGCUUAAGCUGAGUAGUCCCCCUGUGGGGAAGGAGAAAAAGGGCCAGGAGAGAGGCCGAAAAAUCAAGUCCCCUGAUCCUCUUUUUCUCCGCCAUGAGAAGAUAUUUCAACGGGAGGACAGUUCAUGGAAGCUUCAGGGUUCCACAAGAAACCUGACCCAUAGUGUCAUGACUCUGGAGCAGCACACACGGGAAGUAUUGGUGGAAUCGCGUCUUCUCUUGGCUGAGUUCAACAUAAACUACAUGCAGCUCGGUGUGGAGAGUGGUGGUCGCUAUAUCUCUGUUCUCAAGGUGUUUGGUACCAAUGCUCAUUUUGUCAAGCGCCCAUAUGAUGCUGAAGUCUCCCUGACUGUUCAUGGCCUUUUGUUGGUUGACACAUUACAGACCUAUGGCUCAGAUUUUGACCUCUUGGUUGCUUCUCACAAGCAUCUCAGCUUUGACGUACCUACUGGCAGCCUCCGAGAGAGCCAGCCCUCCUCUCCUGUCUCAUCUGAUGGGAAGUCACCUGAUUACCAGGGUCUUCGUCAUGUGUCACCAUCCGGAAUGCUCUUGGACAGAACCUUCCCUUUCAGUUCCUUUCUCAAAGACCAAGAUGCCCUUAUUAAGCUUGAAUACCAAUUUGUCAGCUCAGAAUGUCCCUCCAUGAACCUGGAUAGCUCUCUUCAGGUAACAACCAUGCAGGUUAACAACCUAGACAUUAUUCUUAACCCUGAGACCAUGGUGGAGCUUCUCAAAUUCCUUCAAAAAUCCUUCCCCAAAGAGGAGAGCACUUGGACACCAUCAGUGCAACAGUCAACAACAAAGCAUGAAGAUGAAGAACAGGAAGGGAACUAUCAGUCCACCUAUGACCAAAACCAAGAACUUACAGUAGAGAUCCACCGACUAAACCUCCUUCUCCUUCGAACUGUGUCCACGGGCAGUGUUUUAGGUGCAGAGAAGAAGGGGUUGAAGAUCGCCACUGCCAGCAUAAGUGGCACCAAGGUCAAUGUUUCCAUGGGUAGUAGGUUAGAUGUUAAUGGUUCAUUGGGGUCUUUGCAGUUACUUGACUUGACUCAGGAAGGAGGUCGGAGUCAGUUUGUGGUCAGCAUUGGUAAUGUGGAAGAUAUUUCCUUAACCCCUGGGGAACGUGCAUGUUUUGUAGGUGUCGAAGUUUCGUCUUCAGAAGCUCUGAACUUCCGACUUCUGGAAAGGUCCCAAGGAGAGUGCUCCUUAAACCUUCAGAUGGCAUCCUUGCACUACAACCACUCAGCCAAGUUUCUUAAGGAACUCAGUCUUUCUGCCAAUGAGGUGGAAGACAACUUCCGCUCUAUGUUAAAAACUGCUGCCACCAAAGUGUCGACAGUGCUGGCCACUAAAACGGCAGAGUACAGUGGUAUGGUUUCACUUUUUGAGACUCCCUCACGACGAACUCGCACACAGAGCCAGAGCUGGGUUGAUGAUGAGGAAAAUACUACUGUGGAAGUGACAGAAUCCCCUUUAGACACAUUCUUAGUGAAGCUUACCCUCAAUAUCAGCAUUGAAUCACCAGUUGUGUCCAUUCCACGAAAACCCGGACAUCCAGAGCUGUUAGUUGGUCACUUGGGGAGUAUAUUGAUCCAGAACUUUGUCACCGGACAAGACUCUGAAGGAGAGAGAUUACAGGUGUUGGUAAAAGAUAUUUGCCUCUACUCCCUCAAUAUGAGCCAUCUGGUAUCAAGAAAGAAUAUUAGAAGUGAUAAUACUCUAAGCUCCAGCAUGUCACCGCCCUUCAACAGGAACACCAGUCAGGAUGAGCCACAGUUUACACGCCUCAACUUUUUUGAAUCACUCAGUUGUGGAAAAGCCUUUCAUAUUUUGAAAGACACCACCAUUCAGUUCACACUGGAGAAAAUUUCAGUUGAUGAAGACAAUCCAUUUAACUGCCUUACCACAGAUGAGCCCUAUAAGAGAACAAGUUUACUGAGCAUUGAGGGGAAAUUUGUCAAUCCUGUUCAGGUGUUCCUUUGCAAGCCUGUGUAUGAGCAAGUCCUCCAGACGCUAGACAACCUCACCUUGAUUGAGGAGCAACGCGCUACACCCAGUCAGCCACCAACGCCCCCACCUCCAACCCCCUCAUCCUCCAAACCUCACCGCUUCCCUGACCCUCAGGGAGGGUUGUUUGUCAGGGAUCCACCCAAUGUCACCCUCUCAUACUCGUCCUUUUCCUCUCCUCUGCCACUGGAGUCUCACAGACCAUCUCUUCAAACCCCCUCAUUCACUCAGGUGAGAGCCACAUUUCGGGUGGCCGAGCUGCAAGUCCACCUUAGUGCUGACCUCACCCAGGGUUCCCAGGGCCUGGUCAGUCUACGCUUCCAAGACUUGGAGGGAGACUUCACCAAAGACCACCCCCAUUCGCUUGCAGUCCAGCUUGCCCUGCGUUCGCUGCUUAUGGAGGACCUCCUGGAACAAAACCCUGAGUCCAAGUACAAGCAUUUAAUGGUGUCUCGUGGAGCUCCCAAACCUUCAACCUUCAGUCCUAAGGAAUACUUGUCACAAAGCUGCCCAUCCACAUCCAAUGCCCUGUAUCCCGACAUGCCACGCUCUCUGCCUGCCCACAUGGAGGAGGCUCAGAAUGUCUUCCAGCUUUACCAAAGACACCCCAACACCCCCACACCUAUUAGUCACAAGACCAAGAAUGAUCCAGCUUGUCCCAGUACUCCACCACCUUCUCCAACCCAUCACAUGCCCCCCUCAAACCCCCCUCCAGACUUUGACGACUCUCUUGUGCACAUCAGCCUGCUACUGGUUGACCGGCGCCACCCAGAAUUCAAAUCACGUUAUGGCAGUGUGGAACGAAGUGUGGACGUUGACUUCAAUUGCUUGGAUGUUUUGAUCACAUUGCAGACCUGGGUGGUUAUCCUGGACUUUUUUGGAAUUGGUUCCACUGCCAAUAACCAUGCACUGAAGACGCCCACAGCGUUGUCUCAGGAUGUGCCUCAGCAUUUCCUGUAUGAGCCAGACAUAAGUGCUGACACUGUGAGAGAGGAGGUAACCGAGGUAAUCAACACAAAGCUGGAUCUCAAGGUUCAUGCCCUCUCUCUUGUGCUGAAUAAAAAAACCAAUGAGCUUGCCAAAGCGAGUGUUUCCAAACUAUCCGCUCAUCUGGAAAUGAUGGAUGGUGAUCUGGCAUUGCAAGGGAGUCUGGGAAGUUUGUCUCUGAGUGACUUAACCCCACAUGGUGACCUCUACCGAGAGCGCUUUACCACACAGGGAGGGGAGGCCCUGGUCUUCAACAUCCAUAAAUAUGGUGAGCCUGACCCUUGCAUGGAACGGGAAUGCGAUAUCAAAGUGUCGCUGCAGAUGGCCUCUGUGCAGUACGUCCACACCCAGCGCUUCCAGGCAGAGGUGGUAGCAUUCAUCCAACACUUCACCCAGUUACAGGACGUCUUAGGCAGACAGAGAGCAGCAAUGGAAGGCCAAGCUGUGCAUGAGCAUCCUCAGAGAGCCUCCCGUGUGUUACUGGACAUUGAAGCCGGUGCCCCGGUGCUCGUCAUCCCAGAGAGCUCCCGCUCACCUCGGGUCAUCGUGGCAAACCUCGGCCAGCUGCGCGUGCGCAACUCUUUUCUACCAGCUGGCACACAUGGUACCUUCUCACUUCAAGAUAAGGAACGUGCAAGCAGCACCCCUACCCAGAGUGUAGGUGGGACAGGUAAUGAGGAGAAGCCUAAAAGCUGUGCCUCUAGAACCACCUCCUCCUCUGGCUUCACCCUGGGCAGGCCUCAGCCGUCUGAGAUGUGGAGAAGUACUGAUGAGGUCAGCCCCCACAGCCAAGACCAUGUGUGCCUGUUGGAUUGCAUUGCCCUGGAUCUGCAGGAGAUGGAUAUCUUUGCUGCAGAGCGUUUGCCAUCUCAGCUCCUGGACAAUGGUGGAAAGCAGCCUACCAACUCCUCGGAUCUCGUCUUUCCCUCUUACUCUAUCCGUUGCACCAGAGACAGCCUACUCAAGGAACGUUGUCACCUGAAACUCAAAGUGGAACGUAACCUAGACAAGGAGCUGAGCCAUGCAGUGCCAGACAUGUCCAUCCACGGCAGCCUGUCAUCAGUUCAUUGCUUGCUGGACUUGGAACACUACCAUCUGAUCCGAGGGCUCCUGGAAAACAACCUUGGGGAGCCAAUAGAGGAGUACCUCCGGCCCUACAACCUGCAGGACCCCAGCAGCUAUACCGUGUUAAGUGGUGAUGUGUACACCAGCUUGUCCUUCCUGGUAGACAUGAUGGAUGUUAGUCUGGAGCUUCUGGACAAUCCCAAAGAUGCUGGCCAAAAAUAUUCACUGGCCAGGUUUGAUUUCAUGAAGUCCAAGCUGCUCUUUGAGAGUUAUUCCAAUGGUUCCAAGUCUGUCAACCUGGUGUCUCACUCCCUCCUGGCCUACGACACACGAUACAACGGGCCUAACAAGUACACUGGUGCAGGUGGCAGGACCAAGCACAAUGUGUUUGACUGCAUCCUCCAGCCCUCCAAAACAGGCACCAACCGCGCAUCACUGCAGCUGGAACUGCAUUACAGGUCCACGCGUGACUCCUCCUGCUUCACAAUGGUCCUCAACAACCUGAGGGUCUUCCUCCUGUUUGACUGGCUCCAGUUAGUUCGCGACUUCCUGCACAUGCCUGUGGAAAAGGGCUCAGAUGAUGCCCAGCCUCGCCAGCGCUGGCCCAGCAGCGGCAGUGACUCGGGUGCCGCCACUGGGGCCGUCAUGCCCAAGACCGUUAAGACGGGUGUGGUGACCAAGAGGUCCACAGUGCCUGUCACUCAGGACCGCUAUCUGGAGGUCAAGAUCAAUGUCACAGGGACAGAGUUUGUGGUUGUGGAGGACUCAUCCUGUCUGGACACCAACGCUAUCAUUCUAAAGGGCACCACCGUCCUCACCUACAAACCUCGUCUGCUAGACAGACCUUUCUCUGGCAGCCUUGCAGGAAUAGAGGUGUUCUCCUGUCGUCUGGGCAGUGAACAGGAGACGGCACUGUCUAUCAUCGACCCAGUCAACGUUCAGGUGGAGCUGUGCGGGAGCCCAACCUAUCAGAGCAGCUCAGGCCUACUGGAUGCCUUCAACAUGGAGGACUUCCCACCGCUGCUGGAGAUCCAGUUUCCUGCACUAGAUAUUCGUCUGUCCUACAACGACAUUCAGCUCUUCCUGGCCAUUGCCAAGUCCCUCCCCACUGCUAAUGCUUCACUGUCCAGCAAUCCUGCCAGCAUUUCUACAGAAAGCACAGAGCAGUCUUCUACCCAGAAAGACAGCUUCAGGCACAAGACAGACAUUCUGUUAGAAGGCCAGCUUACUCACCUGCAGGACCUUGGCUUUAGGAAGGAGGACUGCAAGAAAGCCUUGGUUUAUUGUAAAGGUCAGCUAGACCAGGCUGCCACUUGGCUGUUGGAGAAUGCAGACACCCAAACCACAGCUGGUCUCAGCAAAUCCAACACAGACACGGACAGUGCAAGUCACUCGGCUCCUCUGUCUGGAGUGGAGCUCAAGGCUGAGAGCGUCUGCAUCUGCCUUAUAGACGACUGUCUGGACUGUGACAUCCCACUGGCCGAACUCACCUUCUCUCGGCUGUAUGUACUGCAACGCAUCGGUUCCACUCAGGAAGGCAAUGCCAGCUUCACUCUGUCAGGAGACUAUUACAACAGAGAACUGUCCGGUUGGGAGCCCUUCAUCGAGCCCUGGCCUUGUUUUCUAACCUGGCAGCAGCAGGCCGCUGGCCGUCUUCAUCCUCCACGUCUCAAGAUAGCAGUCCAUGCCAAGCAGAGACUAGAUGUCAACAUCACGUCUGUCCUGCUGGAACAGUACAACAUGACCAAAAGCUCAUGGCUGGCUGACUACCGUAAGGAAGAGGAGCAGACCACCCAUGCGUCAGCUGCCAUGCCUUGGAUGGGUUCCUCGGUUGACCCACCCGCUCUCGGACAGAGUGUUCCUCUUGCCUACCUUAGAACUAGAAGCACAGCCAGCUUGUCCUGCCUCGAGCAGCAGAUUCACUCCAGAGCAGAUGUCAAGCUGUCGAAAAGGAGACAACCCUUUGUGCCAUAUGCCCUACGCAAUCAUACGGGAUGCACCAUGUGGUUCGCCACUCUCACCACCACCCCUACAAGGGUGGCGCUGUCUCACAGCAGCAGUGUGGACUCCAUCUCAGAUACACAUGGUCCUGGGACAGACGACACGCUCAAUGUCAGCCAGUGGAGAGAAGUGCUGCCAGGGGAGGAAGUUCCUUUUGAGUUUGAGGCUCGGGAAAAACUGCGCCACAGACACACGCAUGAGCUGAAGUUACAUCAGCUCCUGGUGCGCGUGGGUGGCUGGGAGCAGGUCAAACCCGUGUCCGUUGACAAAGUGGGGGUCUUCUUUCGCUAUGCAGCUCCAGACCGGAAUAAUCCCUCCAGCACUGUUGGCAGUCCAGUCAGUAGGACCAACAUCAUUCACCCACAUGUCUAUUUUUCGGCUCUUCCUCCGGUGCGAGUAGUCUUCUCCAUCACCAUGGAGGGCAGCGCCAGGAAGGUCAUCACUGUUCGCUCAGCUCUCAUGGUGAAGAACAAACUCGAUGUUCCUAUGGAGGUCAGACUGGACAGCCCUUCAGCUCCAGACAAGCCAGUUGUGCUGCCACCAAUCCUGCCUCGUCAGGCUUUAGCAGUCCCUCUCCACCUGACGUCGUGGCGGCUACAGGCUCGGCCAAAAGGCCUGGGUCUGUUUUUCUGUAAGAUGCCCAUCCACUGGACCAGCGUGGAGAGACCCGGCGAGGUCAGCAGCAGCAAGAGGGAGUGUCAGUCAGCCGACUUUGAGGACCACCUCAAACGCAGCUUCAGGUUCUGUGUAGUUAUCAAAAAGGAGAACUAUCCGGAGCAACAGCCUGCCAAGAGAGUGUCCGGCAGUGCCAAGCAGAUCUACCGACAGCCAGGCCACACCAUCUACCUGCUGCCCACCAUGAUGCUGGCCAACCUCCUGCCCUGUGACAUCAACUACUACAUAAAGGGUACCUCCAUCAAAGGCUCCCUGAAGCCGGGAAAAGAAGCGGUGCUCCAUGCUGCUGACACCUCCCAGAACAUGGAACUAGGAGUACAACUGGAAAACUUCCCUGUGUGCAAAGAGCUGCUGAUUCCCCCUGGCACGCAGAACUAUGUGGUACGCAUGCGGCUGUAUGACGUCAACAAGCGACUGCUCUGUCUGACCAUCCGCAUCAUCCUGAGAGCACAAGGAGCUCUCAAAAUCCUCAUAUCUGCUCCCUACUGGCUCGUCAAUAAGACUGGCCUGCCAUUGAUUUUCCGCCAAGACAAUGUGAAGGCCGAUGCAGCAGGCCAGUUUGAGGAGCAUGAGUUAGCCAGGAGUCUCAGCCCGCUGCUAUUCUGUUACACCGACAAGGAACAGCCCGCCAUGUGCACUAUGCGAACGGGGAAAGGGAUUCACCCGGACGGUGUUCCAGGUUGGUGCCAGGGCUUCUCUCUGGAUGGAGGGAGUGGAGUCAGGGCGGUGAAGGUUAUCCAGCAUGGAAACAGACCAGGGCUCAUCUACAACAUAGGUAUCAGUGUUCGGAAAGGGAAGGGACGCUACAGAGACACCAAUAUUGUGACCUUUGCCCCCCGCUACCUGUUGGACAACCGCUCCUCACACAAGCUGGCCUUCUCGCAGAGAGAGUUCGCACGGGGCAAGGGGACGGCCAAUCCAGACGGCUACAUAUCCACUCUGCCGGGCUCCAGCGUGGUCUUCCACUGGCCCAGGAAUGACUACGAUCAGCUGCUUUGUGUGCGCCUCAUGGACACGCCCAACUGCACUUGGUCUGGCGGCUUUGAGGUCAACAAGCCGAAGUCCUUCCACGUCAACAUGAGGGACACACUGGGGAACUGUUUCUUCCUGCGGGCUGAGAUCUCCUUGAAGGGUGCCACCUACCAGAUCUGCUUCAGCGAUACCGACCAGCUGCCACCACCGUUCCGCAUCGACAACCUUUCAGAAGUUCCGAUCCAGUUUUGGCAGCAUGGGGUGGCCGACAUGCGGCUCCACACGGAGGUGAAGGCCGGCUCGGUACUGGACUUUGCCUGCGACGAGCCCACCUUGCCGCCCUACCUCACCCUCACUGUGAAAGGUGCCGGCUCCUCCGAGGUCACGGCAGACAUGAACUUCUUCAGAGAAUACAAUAAGCUCUACUAUGAGAACUUCAUAUACAUCGCAGCUACGCACACCUUCUCACAGGAUACUGGGAAGAGGUCUGCCGGUAAGAAGCACCUGGUGAGCUGUGCUGAACUGGUGCUAGAUGUUGAGACCAAGACUCAGAGGGUCAUCCUGAAAAAAAAGGAGCCCGGGAAGCGUUCUCAGCUGUGGAGGAUGACUGGGACCGGCAUGCUUUGCCAUGAGGGCUCCUCUCCCCCGCAGAGUAAGCCAGCACAGCCGAGGCCACUUGACUCCUCCUUGGUGCUGGACAUCGCUGGGUUGGCAGCUGUGACCGAUAACAGUUUUGAGCCACUGAUGUUAAGGAGACCAGAUUCGCGUCGCAGCACAACACAAACGUGGCACUUCAGUUCCGGCAUGCUGACCUGUGGACUUCCCCGUUUGGUGGUACAGGCCAAAGGUGGGGUAUCUGGAUUGUAUGACGGAGCGGAAGUGGUGCUUGGUCCAGACUCAGGACUGCUGGAACCAGGUCCUGAACAGCAGUUCAUCAACCAGAAGAUGAGACCUGGCUCUGGGGUGCUGUCGGUCCAGGUACUUCCAGAUGGACCCACCAGAGUGCUGCAGAUAAGCGACUUCAACCAGCGGAGGAUGCUUCGGGCUUCAUCUGCCGCAGAGGAAGAGCGGAAAAAAGGCAGCGGGGGAAAGAAGGAGCCUCAUCAGGAACUUGAGGUGUUAGUGAAUUUGGAGGAAGGCCUCGGUGUGUCGCUGGUCAACAAGUUGCCCGAGGAGCUUGUCUUUACCACCCUGUCUGGUAUAGAUGUCCACUUCACCCGCACUGCCACUAACGAGGUCUUGGAGCUAAGCAUCCAGAACAUCCAGGUUGACAACCAGCUCCUCGGUACAACUCAGCCGGUGAUGCUGUGUGUGACGCCAGGCCCCAGUGAGAGCAACAUCGUGGACAGUGGUGCCGCCCUACAGGUCAACUCUGUUAAGGUUCCCAGCAACCUCAUGCUCACCGAUCUAUUCAAGCAUCUCAUGGUUACGGCCCGCCGCUUCACAGUCAUCAUAGAGGAGAAACUUCUGCUGAAGCUGCUUAGCUUCUUCGGUUAUGGACAGACAGAAGCAGAGCUGGAGAAGUUGGAGGAGAACCUUUAUGAGAAGCCCAGUGAGGAUGCAGGAACACCAAAGCGUUACUACUUUGAGAACCUAAAAAUCAGCCUCCCUCAGGUCAAACUGAGCGUCUUCACUUCCAACAAACUCCCUCCCGAUCUGAAGGCUCUCAAGGGCACGCUGGGGAUCCUGCUGGUCCGCUUUGAGGAUGCUGUGAUCAACAUGUACCCCUUCACCCGCGUCCAUCCAUAUGAGACCCAGGAGAUCAUUGUUAAUGACAUCCUCAAACACUUCAGAGAGGAGCUGAUGAGCCAGGCAGCUCAGAUUCUCGGUUCUGUGGAUUUCCUGGGGAACCCCAUGGGCCUCCUCAACGACGUCACUGAGGGAGUCUCUGAACUCAUCAAGUACGGAAACGUCGGCGGGCUCAUCCGCAACGUCACACAUGGUGUGUCCAACUCUGCAGCAAAGUUUGCAGGCACUCUAUCAGAUGGGCUGGGUAAGACCAUGGACAACCGCCACCAAAGUGAAAGAGAAUACAUCCGUUAUCAUGGAGCCACCAGUGGGGAGCAUCUUGUGGCAGGAAUCCAUGGACUGGCUCACGGCAUUAUUGGGGGCAUGACCAGCAUCAUCACCUCCACCGUAGAGGGAGUGAAGACCGAGGGCGGUGUCAGCGGUUUCUUCUCCGGUCUCGGUAAAGGUCUGGUGGGAACGGUGACCAAACCCGUCGCCGGAGCACUGGACUUUGCCUCAGAGACGGCACAGACGGUCCGGGACAUGGCCAGCCUGAGUAACCACAGGCUGAGCGUCCAUCGCGUCCGGAAGCCGCGUUGCUGUAAAGGACCGCAGGGCCUCCUGCCGCGCUACUUGGUGACGCAAGCCGACGGACAGGAACAACUGUUCCGCCUCACCGACAACAUCCACUCUGAAUUUUUCGUUGCAGUGGAGCCCAUCGACACCUACUGCGUGCUCAUCUCCUCCAAGGUGGUGUACUUCCUGAAGCCCGGUGAAUACGUGGACCGAGAGGCCAUCUUCCUGGAGGUCAAGUACGACGACCUCUACCACUGCCUGGUCUCUAAAGAUCACGGGAAGGUUUACGUGCAGCUCACAAAAAAGGCUGAGAGCUCCAGCAGCGGCGUGGCCAUCCCCGGCCCGUCUCACCAGAAGCCCAUGGUUCAUGUGAAGAGUGAGAGUCUUGCGAUCAAAAUCUCUCAAGAAAUCAACUAUGCCAAGAGUCUUUACUACGAGCAGCAGCUGAUGCUGCCGCCCAGCGAGGACGACAGCUGCUUACUACUGGAGUCCUAAAACC